CGCAACACAGACACACUAUGAUAUUCCUGAGGUUAAAAUCCAAUGGGAUAUCCCAUUGGCAAUGACCCAGAGUCAUUAUUCAGUUUCAGUAGACCGAAAACACACACGAUGAUGAAACGCUUGCUCUUUUCUAAUGCCAUUUGGACCAAUCAAACUCCAAAACUGUUGUUUACCUCGUCGUAUAGCUAGAAAAUGGCGGAGGGUGCAGAAAAACCACGGAACUUGGAGGAAUAUGAAAAUCUUGCUCGGAAACGAACGGCCCAGACAUACUUCCAGUACUAUAAUUAUCCAGGCACAGCCGGUCAGACCUCCACGGAUAGUAUAGCCGCAUUUAAAAGGUAUAGAUUCAGACCUCAGUUGAUGAAUGAUGUGUCUACUCGAAAGCUUUCAACAACUCUUUUAGGGAAACCUGUCUCUCUUCCCAUCGGGGUCGCACCCACAGCCUUUCAUCGCUGGGUCGACACAAAUGGAGAGAUAUCUACAGCCAUAGGUGCUUCGGCAGUCGGUUCCGCAAUGAUCCAGAGCAGCUUCUCUGCCAAACACGUGCGAGAUGUGCGAGCUGCUGUUCCUCAUGGCGUGCUCUGGAAGAACAUCCACAUCUGGAAAGACCGACGCAUCACCAAGGCCUUGAUCAAGGCAGCUGAAGAGGCGGGAUACGAUGCCUUGGUGAUUACGGUAGAUUCCCCUAUGACAGCAGUGGAUACUGAUGAAUUCCGACGGAACUAUAUGUUAUACAACCACAGGGAUAUGAGGUACCCCUUGAUGGAUCUUGGCUUAGAGGAGCAGGAAGAAGCAAAGAGACAAGGAGAUGAAAACAUGAUCCUGUACUUCGCUUCACAGUACGACGCCAGUGUAACAUGGAAAGACAUACAAUGGUUGAAGACACUCACAUCGCUUCCUAUCGUAUGUAAAGGGAUACUUACAGGGCGAGCUGCGAGGCAAGCCGUCGAGGCAGGAGCUAAUGGUAUCAUUGUGUCAGCCCAUGGCGGGCGUCAGCUUGAUGGAGUUCCGGCUUCGAUUGAUGCAUUAGCUGAAGUAGUAGAAGCAGUUCGUGGGCGUAACGUAGAGGUAUACAUGGACGGAGGGAUACGGAAUGGAACCGACGUCCUGAAGGCUCUUGCAAGAGGGGCAAAGGCAGUAUUCGUAGGGCGACCUAUUCUAUGGGGACUGGCUUGCGGGGGGGCGGCUGGAGUGGAGCACGUUUUAACAAUCUUACGAACCGAAUUGGACUUUGCCAUGGCAUUGUGUGGUUGUUCGGAUGUAAAUGCCAUUCCAUCAGAUGUCGUCGUUCACGAAUCCUUCUACAAUAUUUCCAAAUCCAAAUUAUAACAUUCGCAUUGACGGCUUCGAAUAGACCAUCUGACGAGAAGCAUCGAUUCCUAUUAUGGUGUACAUGGUGUUGAUUUUUUUUACCUAAUUGCUAAGAAAGCAAGCAACCAGAGGAAAGGUGGCUUAAGAUCUUCUCCGAGGGACCUGGUAAUGAGGAUAAAUGCAUUACCAUAGGGCACCAGCGCACCAAGUGGGGUCAUCGGAAUCCCCCCCCCCCCCCCUCUACGACUGAGCUAUAUCCGGUCUCUUAGAC
Messenger RNA from Lytechinus variegatus (green sea urchin), 1582 nucleotides. Its product is annotated as hydroxyacid oxidase 1-like. NCBI's taxonomy places the organism in Eukaryota, Metazoa, Echinodermata, Echinoidea, Temnopleuroida, Toxopneustidae. The transcript has 8 exons. The record is from RefSeq and is a predicted model, not a curated record. Gene Ontology annotation, molecular function: oxidoreductase activity; FMN binding. The coding region runs from base 193 to 1329 and encodes 378 amino acids.